This is a messenger RNA of Paramecium pentaurelia, 1070 nucleotides long. NCBI's taxonomy places the organism in Eukaryota, Ciliophora, Oligohymenophorea, Peniculida, Parameciidae. The record is from the annotation of a GenBank genome assembly.
AUGGGAAAUAGGGCUUCUAAUCAUGAAGAAAUAUCAGCUUUUUUAUCAGAAUUUGAAUAUUAACAGAAGAAUUUCUCUAUUUAAUAUGAUUAUCCUUAAAGAAAAGUAUUUAAAGCUGCAAAGAAAAGGAAUUAGAUUUCACAUAGUAGUAAUCGUAGAUGUUCAUAAAAUAUUAAAAAAUCUUUGGAAUAUAAAGUAGAAGGAAAUCAUUAUAUUUAAUUAAAACAAUAUAAAAAAGCAAUAGAAUCAUAUACUUAAGCAAUUGUAAGACUUUAUUAUAAUUAGAACUUAUAUGAUCGAGACUCAAUUUAUUUUUCAAAUAGAUCUGUAGCAAAUAAACUUCUAAAUAGAUUCUAAGAAGCUAAGUAAGAUGCUGAAAAAGCUUUGAAAAUUGAUGAACAUAAUUCUAGAGCUCAUUUUAUUUAUGGAACAAUCAUUCUAAUUGAAGUUUAAAUGUUUCCUGAUACCACAGAAUCUCUCAUUAAAUAAGCUUAACUAGGUAUUAAAGAACUAGAAAGUGGUAAUUUAUAUUUAAUAUAUAAAAUAGCAUAAGAUUAAGUUAAAAUAAGUAAGAAUGAAUAAAAAAAUAAAUUAAGAGUGUUAAUCAAUUAAAAUUUAGCUAAAGGUAAAAGGAUGAUCUAUUUAAUAAGAUAAGAAAUUGAUAAAAGAAGUAUAAUAAAUUAUAAAUUAAAUUAGAUAUCUAGUCUCUAAAAUAAACUCUAUUAGAUAUUUCACAUCGUUAAUAAUUGUAAUUAGAUUGGAAUUUAAUUGAAUAAAAUAUAAAAAGAAAAAUUGAAAUCUAAAUGCCAGAAUAUUUUGUUUGUCCAAUAUUAUUUGAAAUAAUGGAAGAACCUAUCCUUCUCAAUUCAGGACUUUCUUAUGACAAAUCAAGUAUUCAAUAACAAUUUAGACAAAAUGGUUAUAUUGAUCCUCUAACAAGAUAGUCCAUAGAUCCUUUGAGUUUGAUUGAAAAUAUUCAACUAAGAAAUGGUAUAAUAGAAAUCAAGAGAGAAUACGGUUGGAUUGGGAUUGAACAUGAAAAGGAUUAUAAAGCAAUAAGAUUUGAGUGA